AUGGAUCGAAAAAAUACCCAAAAUAUUCUCCCCGGCCUGCUUGAUGCCCUUCCUUCCGCGAAUAUUCCUGAGGAUGCUAAUCUGCUCACCAUUGUCAGCCCCUUUGCUACAUGUCUCCCUCGGCUGGAUUCAUCCACCCUUGAUAAGCGUGUCAUCUGGAGAGAUUGUUUCGCGUUGACCGGGACUCUCAGAACAUUCUACUCUCAUGGAACGGUGAGUGAGGUCUAUCGCAACCGGUGUUUAGCUCGCCAGGCCAAAGAAUUCCACUUGCACGUCGACUCCGCACAUAUUGUCCGCAUCAACAAAUCCAGUAGCUGGAUCGAUGUUCCGUUUCACUUCGUGACUGCCGUCUCCCCGGCUGCCCAAUGUUCCGGCGUACUCUCCUUGAUUCCGGAUCGCGAGAACGGGGAAUACAAGAUCUGGAUGAUGAAGACCCUGUUGGAGCAGUUCAUCGGACAUCCCAGUGUAGAUAUGCUGGAUCCCGUGGCCGGGAUCCCGUCGGUUAACGAAUCAAAAACAUCCUUUGACUGUGUGAUUGUGGGAGCUGGCCACUCAGGACUGAACACGGCAGGUCGAUUGCUGGCUUUAGGGGUGUCGUAUCUCGUGCUAGACCGGAAUAUGAGCGUGGGAGACAACUGGCGUCAUCGCUAUGAUUCAGCAAAACUUCACACAAUCCGAGACUAUUCCCAUCUGCCCUUUGAACGAACCUUUGCCGACAAACAAUAUGAGUGGCUUACCAAAGAUGAUCUUGCAGACGGUUUCGCAGGAUGGGUCAAGAGGUUUCACAUCAACGUAUGGACGUCGAGUGAGCUGUGCUCAGGCACAUGGGAUGAGCUGCACAGAGAAUGGACACUGAAAAUCAACGCGGGAGAAGAGACGAUUAAGACAGUUACCUGUCGCCAUGUUGUCUUGGCCACCGGCGGAACAUGUGAAAAGCCUAUGAUACCGUCAUUCUCUGGCCAGCAUAACUUCAAAGGCCUUAUACAGCACUCGAUUGACUAUCGCAACGCAUGGGAUUGGAAGGGCCAGCGUGGUGUCAUAGUAGGAGCCGCCAACACUGCCCAUGAUAUUGCUGAAGAUAUGCUGAACGCUGGGUUGGCAUCUGUGACAAUGAUCCAGCGCAGCCGAACAUAUGUUCAGCCGCAAGAAUAUCUGUUAAAUGCGUGGAAGCCUAUAUACAAUGAGAACACGCCACAAGACAUCUCUGAUCGGGUUCUCUACGCUGGACCCAUCGCAGUGAGUCGUUUGACCACGAUGGCUGCAUUGAACUCCCAGGCAGAGAGUCAACCAGAACGAUUUGUCGCCCUGGAACGUGCUGGCUUUAAGACAGAGCAAUUUGGAGACAUCGUAUACUUGCUAAAUGAGCGUUUUGGUGGGCACUACGUGGAUAUUGGAGUCUCUGACAAGAUAGCACGCGGCUUGAUCAAGGUGAAAUCCGACAGUGCUCCUGUGUCAUAUACAGAAGAGGGCCUGUUAUUCGAAGAUGGAACUCGUCUGCCGGCCGAUGUGAUUGUCUUUGCCACUGGGUAUACAGGUACUCUACGUGACUCGGUGCGAGAUCUCUUUGGGGACAAGAUACAUGCGCAGGUGGAAGAGUACUGGGGGCUCGACCAAGAGGGAGAAAUUAGAGGAGCUUAUGUCCCAACUGGUCAUCCUGGACUGUGGUAUGUCGGAGGAGGACUGGGACAGGUUCGCUUCUUUGCUCGAUUUGUGGCGAUGCAAAUUUUUGCGGACCUCCAAGGCUCUCCAUUGGCAGUAUAUAAGAGGCCUCCUUCCCAGCAAACUUGUAUCAAUUGCAGUGAGUGA
Molecule: messenger RNA, 1806 nt
Organism: Aspergillus clavatus NRRL 1
Lineage: Eukaryota; Fungi; Ascomycota; Eurotiomycetes; Eurotiales; Aspergillaceae
Product: flavin-containing monooxygenase
Exons: 8
Coding region: 1-1806 (601 amino acids)
Molecular function (GO): flavin adenine dinucleotide binding; monooxygenase activity
Source: RefSeq, a predicted model, not a curated record